ACAAAAUUGUAGUGGAUGUGACAUUCUAGAAGCAUGUUCCACUUCUCUCCUUGGUCUUCCACCAUCUCACUAAUUCAUUCGGAACACAAAGUUGGAAAAAUAAGUGAAAACGUGAAAUACCAAAACUACCCAUAGUUCCCACAAGUAGUCCUAUUUGCUUUCCAGAAAAACCAAACUCAACCCAUUCGCUGCUUCUUUCUCUAGCUCCGAACAAAGAAGAACCAAAACAAAUCCAUGUUAGACAUGUCGGAAUCUGUACUAACGGCGAUGUACAGUUGGUUCACACCGACCGUACUCUUUGUCUUCCUCAACUUAAUGAUAGGCACCAUCGCCAUUAGCUCAUCUUUUUCUUCCACCAAAUCCAACGACCCAAAUCAAACUCAGAUCCAACGCUCUCCUUCCAUGAUUCACCGUCUCAAAUCCAUAAACUUCUCUUCCUUCACUUCUCCAGACAAAUCUCAUCAUCUCGAGUUCCCUCCUUCAACACCUGAAGACAACAACAACAUCAACUCUCACCAACCAGCUUCAAUCGAACAGAAUCAACCUUUCUUGUCUAGAUCUCCUUCUGUUCUUCACAGAAUCAAAUCUUUCAAUCUUUACAACUACAUUUCUCAAGAACCCACCAAUAUAGUCGAAGCUCCACCACCGUCGGUGACCGUUGAGUCAAAACAAGAACAAGAACCAGAACACGAACAAGAAGAAGAAGAAGAAGAAGAAGAGACAAGUCCGAGUCUCGAAGAGGUUUAUAGUAAACUCAAUCUAAACCAUGUCGCUAGGACAAAAUCUGACACUGAACCAGCUGCUGGAAUCAUACCUCCGAAGCUUCCAAAGAAGAUGAAGAAAUCAGCAAGCACGAAAUCUCCAUUCUCUCACUUUCAAGAAGAUGAAAUCUCCGUCGAGGCUCGUCGGCCAGCGACGGUUAAAGUGCCGAGAGUUACGACGGUGGAAGAAGCUGAUGAAGAAGUAGAUGCUAAAGCUGAUGACUUUAUCAACAGAUUCAAGCAUCAGUUGAAGUUGCAGAGGAUUGAUUCCAUUACCAAGUAUAAGGAGAUGGUGAAGAAAAGAAACGACAAGUGAACAACAAAAGAAAAACUCUUGGGGUUGUUUCUUAAUUAUGUAUUAAUUUGUGGACCUUUUUGAAAAUUCUUAAUUUUGUUUAGCUUUUUUUUUUUUAAUUUCAUCUUCACUGUAGAUUAUUAUCCCCAACUGGCUUUUUGUUGCCCGGAACUGUAUCUCUUUUUCUUUAUGACAAGAAAAAAAAAAACAAGAAAAGAGAGUUCGAGAAUCUUUUGUCUUUGUAAAUGGCUGAAGGGUUAUUUUCAUAAAUUCGAAACCAUGGUCCAUGAUUAAAGUUUGUUGCGUGGUGGUGAUGUUCUUAGAUCUGUGGAUGCUUGGCUGUGAAGCACGUGGAGUUCAAGUGUCAUGUCUUUUUAUUGUCAAUAAAGAUGAUAUGUUUGGUGAGCCAAUUAGAUUUCUUUUAAUUUGAAGAGGUCAAAACCGAGUGAUGUUACAGAGAUUUUGAAUCAUUAGAUGCUCGAUUCUAAUCAAGAGGAGAGUAAAUCCUCAUACACAUGUAGCCGUAAUUGGCAUCGUAUGAUGGUUUCUUCUUAAGUUUGUGAAUCGUGAUGGGAGGAAUUCUGUGGAGGGUGAAGAACAGUUUAGGAGAGCAAAGUUUUGCGACUAAUCUGACAUCUAACCAUCUCACGUUUUCCGGAGCUUCAUAGAUCUGAAGAUUCAUAAGACUCUGUUUCUUAAAACUCGGAGGAAGAUGCAUAAGGAAAAUGGUGAUAUUCGGAGCAAAAAGCUGAAGAACGACGGAUCCCUGAGCCGGAAAAGAUGAAUUUGUUAGUCGGAAUUUUUGGAUCUGAUCGGAGACUCGGCUCCGGUGGAAGGCGGCGUCGACUCGAUCGUUUUUCACCCCAACUUCGAAGUUUAACACGUGUUAAUACGUGUCCCUUUCUUAACCUAUUUGUGCUUAGCUGUUUUUUUUUGUAUUAGAGUUUUUAGGUUUAAGGAUUGGGCUUUAUGUGUUGGGCUCCGUAUUCACUUUGUAUCUCACUUUCAUACUGUCCAUUUUGGACUUAUUUUAAUGAAAGUUGCCGACAAAAAAAAAAUAUACAAA
Molecule: messenger RNA, 2122 nt
Organism: Camelina sativa (false flax)
Lineage: Eukaryota; Viridiplantae; Streptophyta; Magnoliopsida; Brassicales; Brassicaceae
Source: RefSeq, a predicted model, not a curated record